Molecule: messenger RNA, 7982 nt
Organism: Vespa velutina
Lineage: Eukaryota; Metazoa; Arthropoda; Insecta; Hymenoptera; Vespidae
Gene: bma
Product: SCY1-like protein 2
Exons: 17
Coding region: 1132-3648 (838 amino acids)
Biological process (GO): protein phosphorylation
Molecular function (GO): protein kinase activity; ATP binding
Source: RefSeq, a predicted model, not a curated record
UUAUAUUCGAGAUCAUAAAAGAUUCAGAAUUUUGUUUUUGCGAAGAGAAAAAUUAUGAUCGAUCGAGAAAAAGUAAUGAAAGUCGUUUGUUUUCGUCUUUUGUAUGUACGAUUGUAGGUGUCGUCGAUAUUAAAGGAAAGAAGGAUGGAUGGAUGGAUGAAUAGAUGGAUGGAUGGAUGGAUGGUUGGUUAGUUGGAUGGAAGGAAGGAAGGAAGGAAGGAAGGAAGGAAACAAGAAAGGAAGGAAGGAAGGAAGGAAGGAAGAAGAGUCGAUUCGAUGAGGAAAUGCAUCCAUCGAGAAUCAUAUUUCCUGAACGGAAAGCAUUGUAUCUUACAUUCUACGAUGACUUACCUUGCAUUCCUUUGCUUUCUCAUUUUCAAUAUCACCAUAAAAUGAUCUUGCGUUUUAUUAGGAACGACGAAAUAUAUUAUAUCACGAUUAAAUUCACCGGUAGAAUGUUUAUUCACUAUUUUAGCAUAGCUUUUCACAGGAACGUAUAGACGAGGUGUUAUAGAUAUUUGUGAGAUUAAGCCUGUGCGUUGGAUUGAUGGCUAUAAAAACAUAUUUAAGUGAGAUCUAGCUCGACGAUAUGGAAACGAAAAGAGUGAAAGGUAAACCGACGGGUAAUCGUGUACGAUCGAUUUUACAGUGGUACUACUUGCUUCUCUCACGUCUGCCAGUCUUUUUCCUUUGCUCUUUUUCUUUUCCUCCUUAUUUUUCUCUGUCUCUAUCUUUCUCUGUCUAUUUUUCUUUUUCACUGUUUCUUACGUUCGCAUGUUACCUUACAGAUUCUUUCUAGUAUUUACUCAAUGCUCUCUGGAACUUGUUUUCUUUGCCAUUUCCCAUUCUGAUGCGUGACCAAUAUCGCCUACAAUUUUUAAUUUAUUUACCUACAGAAAGAUCUUAUCUCAUUUAUUAUUAUUUUAUCUUUCUCUUCUACCUUACUGAAUAUCUAUUUCGUUAGAUCCAAAAAAAAAAAAGAAAAGAAAAGAAAAAAGAAAGAAAGGAAAAGAAAUAUUCAUUCCGAUCGACGAAACGUCAUAAAAUAUAUUAUUUGUUGUGUUUCAUUCGGUAGACAGUACGAAAUAGCUCUGUUUCGUUGGAUUGGAUGAGAUCUAUUAAAGAUACAUCAUGUUUGCAAAGUCUAAGAGCAGCAGUUCGUCCUCCAAUUUUCAAUUAGCAAAUCCAAUAAGAAAUUUCUGCGAAAUUCGGAAGCAAACAGCUACCGCGGGACCGGAACAUGUUUGGCGUAUCUACGAUGCUUACAGUAAAGAGGACGGGAAGGAAGUUUCUGUAUUUCUCUUCGACAAACGUUCGGUGGAAAAACUUCACAAACCAAAACGCAAGGAAACUGUUACGGAAAUAUUACGGAAUGGAGCUAAGGAAAUGCAACGUUUUAUCCAUCCAAAGAUAUUGCAGGUAUAUAAAGUCGAAGAAUGUCCUGAAACAUUAGCCUUCGCUUCGGAACCGGUCUUAGCUAGUCUUGCAAAUGUCUUAGCUUAUGAAGAGCAACAAGAACUUAUCAAUAAACAAAAUACAUUGUCACAAAGCCAUCGUCCAGUUUAUAUAAAAGAGUAUGAAUUAUUGGAUAUUGAAAUUAAAUAUGGUUUAUUACAGAUUACCGAAGCUUUACUAUUUCUGCAUACCAAUUCUCAUACCAAAAUUCUUCACAGAAACGUUUGUCCGAGUAAUAUUAUAAUAACGAAAAGAGGAACGUGGAAGCUCGCCGGAUUCGAAUUUAUAGAGGUGGUCAAUGAGAUACCAUUUACUAUACAACCAUGGACAAGUAGAAUGUCAAAAAUGGCCCAACCAAAUUUGGAUUACUUAGCACCGGAAAUUCAACAAAAAAAAUUAGGAAGCUUUAGUAGCGACAUGUAUAGUCUUGGAAUGACAAUAUGUGCUAUCUUCAAUCGAGGCAGACCCUUGAUUCAAGCCAAUCACAAUUGUUCCGAGUACCUGAAGCAAUUAGAAAAUCUCGAUGAUCGGGUCGAAAUUAUUCUACCAUCGGUCACGCUUCCUCUGAGAGAAGCAGUUUCAAGACUUCUUCAAAAGGAUAUUGAUCUAAGGCCUACCGCUCAAGUUUUAUCGAUGAUCAAAUAUUUCCGGGAUCCGCUCGUGCACGCCCUUCAAUUUCUGGAUGUGAGCAAGUUAAAGGACUUGAUGCAAAAGGAACAUUUUUAUAGGACAACCCUGAAGGAAUUGUUGCCGUAUAUACCGAAGAAACUAUUGUAUCAACACAUUUGGUGGUAUCUCCAAGCUGAGCUGCAGACCCAGGAAGUCUUAUCGGCGGUCCUGCAGCCGAUCUUAUACAUCAUUGAAAUGAGUACUAAAGAAGAAUACGAGAAUAUAAUCUUUCCCACCUUGAGACCGCUCUUCUCGAAUCGAAAAUCGAUUAAUGGUACUGUAACGUUGUUAGAAAAUUUGCAUGUAAUAUUGGAGAAGACACCCGAACAGUACAUAGAUUCAGAGGUUUUACAGAUGUUAUAUACGAGUUUUGAGAAUUCUACGAUGCAAGUGCAGACGGCCGCUUACAUAGCAGUAACCAACGUGACGGAAUAUCUCAAUGACGAAGCUAUAAGAAAUAUAAUAUUACCAAAGUUACUUCAGGCCUUCGACAAUGGUACCGUCGACGAACGUAAAUUGAUGAAAGUGGUUUACUGUAUAUUAAAUCGACUCGAGAAACAAAAGAUCAUAGACUACGUUUUACCCCUUCUGUGCAAGGUUAAACUACAAGAACCCGAGAUCGUCGUUCGGGUUGUAAAUAUUUACAAAUUGAUGCUUACCGAUAAGAAUUACGGUCUCUCCGUUAAUUGGAUGGCAACUCGAGCGAUGCCCUCGUUACUUCCUCAGACUGUCAAUCCAGGAUUAAAUUUGGAACAAUUCAUGUCACUUUUCCAAGUACUUCAAGAAAUGUUGAAUCACAUAGAGAGGAAUCAAAGAAAUAAGCUCACUCUAGACAAUCUCUCUUUACCGAGUCCGGAACGUUAUCGGCCUUUCCGACAUCAGCAUAGUACGGACAACAUGCACGUACCACCAUUCAACAUCCCGAAUUUAAGGAUCGAUCAACGAAAGACUUCGUCCGCCGAAGAUAUGGCGAGAAAGAAUAGCAUGACUGAACCAGAUAGGACGGCCUCAGCCGAAAAUAUGGCGCGGAAAAAUUCAAUGUUCAACGCUUUUGGAGGAUGGUUCACAUCAACGAUGAACGAUAGCAAUUUCUUAAAAGUGCAUAACGCCUUCACGAGUAGACGUCUUUCGGAUAAUACUUUAAUGACACCUAAAAUACGCGUUGCACCAUCUUGCGCCAGUUCUCCAGGUGGAACACCUGGUGGUGGUUUACCUGUACGUCGACAUUCAAGUAUAGGGCCUCAAGAACGACGUGGAUCGAACAUUAAUCUUUCACCGCCCACGGGAGGCGGAAUGCCAAUAACAAGUAGUAGCGUGCCAUAUCUUCUCAGUUCGAGUAUGAAUAGUGUUCGAGGAUCAAGACGUCCCUCGGUAUCAUCGACGUCAUCCCAACAAGGACUUCUUCAACAGGUUGGAUCCAGCAUGGUAAGACAACUACCCCCCAUCUGCCUCAACCUCAAUGGACCACCACCACCACCAACACUCUCUCCAUCACUCCAGCUACCGGGACAACAUUCCCACUGACCCUUGGUUACAGUUAUCAGUUCUUCAAUAGACAAACCGACGCAUGAAGCGUGCAAGCAGAAAGAAAGGAGAGAUAGAGGAACGUCGAAUGCUAAUUUGUACCUAAAAUAUAGAAGAAUAUUCAUCUUUCUGGGGAAUUUGGAGAAAGUACAAGAUCACCAUGCGAAAUGCAAAAGUAAAUUGCCUUUUCUAAUAUUAUCAAGAAUCUGGUACGAUCGGAACAAGGUAGGUUGUACAAAUUCGAGCAUCGCUAAGAGAAAGUAUUCGAUGUCACGAUGAUAUGAGAAUAGGAAUUCACAAAUUCGACUUCAUUUCGAGGAUUGAUCUUUCUUUAAAUUACUUCGAAAAAUUUUCUUCUUCAAAGUACCUACAAUUCUCAACGAUAAUAUACAAUAUAUAUAUAUAUAUAUAUUGUGUAUCAUAUGUCGCUCAUGAAUGAAAUAAGUCACAGCGAGAAGAGUAGUCGCUUUCAAUGGGUGAACUCUCUUCUUCUUUCUUCAAAUAAAUACGAGUUUAUGAAUCUCUUUCUUUCUCUUUAAAUGUUUCAUCGUGUAAUAACAGGACGUGUGUCGGUCUUCAAUGGAUCAGCUGAUAAAUUCUCUAUUAAAUGUAUACAUGUAUACACGUGUCUACAUGUGUAUAAUAAUUAAAUCCUCGUGCACGUGCUCGUUAGUAAUCGACAUUUUAUCAGCUCAUUAAUUUUCGAUCAAUUCGUUUUUCAUUCUCUUGUUUCAAAUCACUUCGAUAUUUUAUAAUUAAGUACUUUCAGACAAAAUGAUUAUUAUUCGUAAUUAUAAACUCUUUGCCCCUAUAGACAGAUUGCACUUAUCACAUAUAUGGUUAUACAUCGUCUAUAAUCAGGGACUUAAAAAUCUUUCUUACCGAUAGAUGAUAAUCGCGAGCUAUGUUAUCGACAUAGUAUAAAGUGAUAUCUGUUUUCAGGCGUAAUACGAAACCAUGAAGAAAUUUAAUAUUCAUGAUUAUCAAAUAAUUUACGAAGUGAUGCGAACCUUUCACAUAUAUACAAAUAUUUAAAAUGAUUGAAUAAUGAAUCUCAUUAUUAAUACUUGUAUAUUCAUUCUGUUAUAUUUCUAGUAUUCAUAUUUACAUAUCUUCGGCCUCAUUCGUAAAGAGAGAAGCUAAUAUUUUUCUCCUUAAUAUAGGGCCUAUUGCUGUUAUUAAAUGGGAAAACGCGUGAUUGCGCGAUACCCUUGUCAAUUGUCGCAUUACACAAUCAUUAAUAGUUAAGGUAGUUUUUGUAUCCGUGUAAGAUAUACAUACAUAUAUACAUACAUACAUACAUAUAUAUCGCGCGGGCGUUCGCGCGCCUCUCGGUGACGGAUAGCAUCCAGAAGAAAGUGCGAUGUUAAAAAAUAAAGCUAAAAAUACGAUCUUAUUCUUUUCCAAUAUACGGCCAACGAUCGGAAAAAGACAGACAGACAGACAGACAGACAGACAGAGAGAGAGAAAAGAGAAAAAUAAAAUAAACCACGUGUUCCUAUGUACAACGCGCGCAAAUAAAUUUUCAUUUUGCGCUCCGGUAAGAUAUACUUCGCCUAGAUAUUUUUUCCCGCUUGUAAUGAAAAAUAUAUGUAGGGACAGUCUUACACAAUUACAUAUUCACAUAUAUACAUGUACAAUGUACGAUGUCGAUUAUCGAAAGAUUUUCGAAUUUUAUCUGACGUUUCCAAUCUUUCACAGAGUUUAUAGAAAAUAAAACAGGUAAUGUAGAUCGUUAUACUGAUAUAUAUACAUAUGUAUAUGUAUAUAUAUAUAUAUAUAUAUAUAUAUAUAUAUAUAUAUAUCAGAUGAAUUGUAUCAUUUGUUAAGCAUCGUUUCGUACAUCGAAUAAUAUCGAUUCUCGCAGUUUGACGACCUCCUUAUGAACGAAACGACGAUGAUCAAACGGUUUAUAUAUCCGUGCUCGUCUAUGUACAUGACUUUCGAAUAUUUGUUAAAUUUCUUAUCUGCCGUCCGAUUUCUUAUGAUUCGAGAGUAAUUCUAUCCUUUUACCCUGGACGAGCGCGAAAUUGUAAUGCACGGAAUCGUAAAAGCACGCAAGUAUGAUAAGCUAUCUACACAAAUAUUAGGCCAUAUAUCCUACGAAGUUAAAGGAGUGGUACAUCUAUUGUAUUGUACGUAUAUAUGUAUGCGUCUAUACAUGUUCCUAAGACGAUCAUACAAAGUUAAGUGUCCUUAAUAUUAAGCAAAACCGGUUAAACGAUCCAGACGGAUCGUUUAAUAUAUUGAGAGAACAAAUCGUAUAUAUUGGUGAUUAUUUCCAUAAAAUCGCGCGCGAAUGUCCGCAUUUACUUUAUCGUAAUUAUAUUUGUAUGUAUAUAUAUAUAUAUAUAUAUAUAUAUAUAUAUAUAUAUAGAUAUAUAUGUAUGUAUUAAUAUGUACUUAUGUAUAUAUGUAUAUUUAUAUAUCUAUAUAUACAUACAUAUGUAUACAUGUAUCACGGACAAUCAUGGACAAUCAUCUUUCAAACCACGGUAAUAAAAGUGCGUGAGAAACGAUCGAUUUAAUGUUUUACGCUCUAUAUAUAAUGGUAUGUGUAUAUUGAUCUCAAUGAUCAUUGAUUUAUCUCAUCGUGCAAGUGUGUAAAUCCGAUCGUUCUUGUAUAAGAUAAACCCCAUCGAUUGGUAUUACGCACAAUGUAUGAAGUAUAGAGAUUUCUUACAUUCGUGACGUUAUAUAAAUAUCUUUAACUAUAAAUAUUGAACCGAUUUAGUCUUGAUAUCUAAUCGAAAGUCUCUCCAUUUUUUUUUAAAUAUUUAUUUCUUUAUAAUAGGCAAUACUGAUGACAUUAUUGGAAUACCUCUUUCUGAUCCUUGCGUGUGCGUACUUUGUAUUAAAAAUAAUUUUUCUCUAUAUAUAUAUAUACAUAUAUAAUAUAUGUGUGUGUAUAUGUAUAUACAUAUAUAUAUAUAUAUGCACACAUAUAUAUUUAGAAUCUAUGUGGUAAUACAAAUACGGAGUCGAGUAAAAUACUUCCCUUUUCUUUAUAUUCUUCAAAGAAAAGAUAAAAAUAUAUUGACUAAAUGAAUAUACCAAGUAUGGCCAUAAUAAAAGUGUUAUUAAAAUAAAAACUUUCUCUCUCUUUCUCUCUCUCUCUCUCUCUUCUAUUAUUUCAUUAAUAAUAUAUAAUAGUAUUUUACACGACUACGUGAUAUAUUUGACAAAAAUUUAUCGCGGUAUGCUUCAAUCGUACUCUUGGCUAUAUUGUACGCUCGUAACCGUGAUUUUGUCAUUAAAAACGGUAAUCGUCCUUUUUGGAAUCUUUGUUGAUUGUUAAUGGAUAAGAUAAGUAAAACAUAAUUGCAAUUCGAUUUAAAGUAACAAUAAUAAUGAUAACAAUAAUGUGAUUAUUAAGUGUCUAUUAUGUUAUAUUCAAUAAUGAUCCUUUGGACGUAAUUAUAUAAAGGAUGUUUCUAUUAAAAAUUGACACAAAAUGAAGAUUAAUAAGGUUCAAUGAAGAAGAUAUAAACAAUAACUCGUCCUCAGAUACAUAUCCAAAAUUAAAAAAAAUUUAUUUAGGCAAUGAAGAAUAAAAGAGAAAAUUACAUUUUUCCAUUUUAAAAAUUAAAAUAUGUUUUUCCUCGAAAAAGAUAAAAAUAUUAUAUUAAUUAACGACGAUUUAUCUGAUUAAAGUAACGCCAUAUGUGAGAAAAAUCGUAUCUAGAUUUAUGAAUACAGAAUUAUUAGAAAUUUUGCUCAAAAUAAAACUAAAACCCAUAUAAUUCGAUCAUAAUAUAAAAGGGACACGACAGUUAAAAAAAAAAAAAAAUAUAUAUUACACAUUUUCUUGAUAUAAUUGGUAUUUUUUCUAUCAUUGAUUAUAUACAUGUUAUAUACACGCGAGAAGUGGCAAAUUUGAUGUAUUGUAUCUGUAUAGUGCCUAUAGUGAUUGUCAAUGAAGAAAGUUGAAAAUGUAUAAAUUUUGAAAUCAGAGAACAAGAUGAGUAUCGAAAGUUUUCCAAAAUCUCAACCGAUCCCGAGAAAUCUAAAUUAUAACAUAUAUAGAUAUACGUGCUUGUUCAUCUCUCAUAUUCAUUAAUUUUAAUGAUAUAUUCAUUAAAAGAGAGAUAUUCCCAAAGAUUAUGCAAUUGUACACGUAGAUAAUCAUUACACCGAGUAAUAGAUACUCGUCGAAUCCCUUUUAAAAAUUAUGUGUUCAAAAGGAGUUUAUUCUACAUGAAAUUGUUAGUUUAAGUCGAAGUACAAUCAAAGGAUCUGUUUUCAAAUUGUGGCCCUUAUGACAAUUACAAUAUUCUAUAUGUCUAUUUCAUGUAUCCAUUUUUAAAAAUAUAAUAAAACACCCGUUAUGUCAA